Molecule: messenger RNA, 870 nt
Organism: Encephalitozoon cuniculi GB-M1
Lineage: Eukaryota; Fungi; Microsporidia; Unikaryonidae
Exons: 1
Coding region: 1-870 (289 amino acids)
Source: RefSeq, marked provisional
AUGGAAGUUCAGAAGACCAUUGAGCUGAUCAAGCGGUCUUAUGACCAGCCGAUACUGUUUCAUAGGCUCCAUUGCCACCUAGCCUAUAUUCUGGAGAAGAGCAAUCUGCAGCACGAGAUGUCUGACGAAUGGUCUAGGAUACUGAUUUUUAGUGCAGCCCGGACUAAGAGUCAGAAUCAGGGUCUUGAAGGCAAGAUUCUGUCAUUUCUAAAGGAAAUAAGGCCGCCUGCGAGUAGUAAGGGGUCAAGGCUGAGGCUGUGGAUAAUCUUGUACUACAUUAGAAGCCGGUCUCCCAGCCAGAUAAAUCACCUGGUGCUUUUUGAGCUAGUCUCGAACUUCAUGGGGAUUUCGUCCUUUGUGGACGGGCUGAUCCUUUCGAUACUUGCAGCGGCCAUCACCAGUCCUGUAUUUGGGCUAGAGAGCAACAAGAAGCUGAGGAGCGACUCCGUUGCCUAUCUGCUCGGGGUAAUAAAGAAAAAGCCCCUGGGGGUGCUGAGCAGAGUGCAGGCCCUUCCGUGCUACAUAGGACAUGCAGUUGAGCCUCCAGGGCUUCUAGACCUGAGAAUGGGAAAUAACAUGCAGACCCUUGUGGCUCUAGAAAGCAUAUGCUUUUAUGCGAAGUACACCAAGUCUGUUGAGUUUGUGAAGAAAAUAGUUCCUGAAGGACCGUUUUUUGUUGAGUGCCUAAAGGGAUUCAUCUCGAGGACCUUCCGUGUGGACGAAGGAGAAGCCUCUGGAUGCGAUGUUGGGGACAGCGUUGUCGAGAACCUUGAGAUACUGGAUGGGAUUAGAAAGGCAUAUGAAGAGGCGCGCGACAAGAAAAGAUUUGUGUCGAGGAUUGUAGAGUUUGUGAUGGACCUGAGCACAUGA